AUGCCUGGAACUAAGAUUACAGAUGAAGACCGCCAGAGGAUCGAUAUAAAGUUCAUCUGCACUUUGUGUAACUUACUGUUGUACAUUCCCUUUCAAACCAUGUGUGGUCACUUGAUGUGUAAAUCCUGCGUCGAAAACUUACUUGAGUAUGAUCAUUUUUAGUGUCUUCUUUCAAUAAAUAUAAGUUCAUUGUUUUUUUUAUUAUCUUUAUUUUAAAAGCAUGUAAGAAAGUAAAAGUUGCUAUGAGUUUAUCAAUAAACAUUACAUCCACGCAAACAUUACUUCCACGCUAUUUCCAUUAGUUGUUAGUAGUGUUACUCUGAGUGUGUAUCCACACCGAGCAAGCUGAAAAGUUUGCCUGACCACGGUGGGAAUCGAACCCGCAACCUUUGAGAUAUUAGUCCAAUGCUCUACCAACUGAGCUAUGAGGUCAAUCGAAAUAUCGCCAACUCGAACCACAAGCGGCCUAAUCUCGCAAGGGUCAGUAUAGACUAAUAUAGUAUAAAUGUAUAUUAUAGUAAUGUAUAUUAUAGUAAAAAUAUGUCAUAAAAUAUAAAUUUUAAAAUGAAAUUGACUUGCCUAUUUGACAGUGUGUGUUCUCCUUUUAUUCCUCCUUUGUUUCCGAGACUUUGUACUCGAUGUUACCAGUAUACAUGAAACAUGAUAAAGGCUAACGAUUUCCGAUCGUCGAUCCGACGGCAUAGCACUUCGAAUCGAAAUUUCUCUGACUCAAAUCGCUUUAUUCUCCAAAAAAAUUCGCCAGCAUGUACAACAGAUGCCGUUCUUCGAAAAUACGGUGAUACUUCGGAGAGAUGUACAAGUUUUGGACCAUAUUUUAACAAUGGAAAUCAAAACCCAUUUUAUAUUGAACUUGCCCAGGCCGAAAAUUACUACGGCGAACGUCUGCGCAACCAGGCCUCCUUACCGUUGAGAUUUACAGGGGGAAGGAUGCCACUAAUAUAUUAACGAUCAUAUUUCGCAUUAAAGUAUCAUAUUCUACCAUGCUUUCCAACAAAGAGCCGCUGUAUAUUUCUUCUUCCUUAAAUUCCUACAAUCUCCGUCGUUUAGUUUUCUUUUCUUCGACAACAUCUCGAGUUUUAUACAGUAUCCGAUCGAAGGAGUUUUUAUUUUGAAUAUCAAAUUUUAAAUAAUGUGAGCAGUCGCUAUCACGGUUGCGAUUGGCUGGCUGUUACCGGAAAUAUCUGUUUCCCCCUGUAAAUCCAAUGGUAAAGGAGACCUGGUUGCGCAGACGUUCGCCGUAGUAAUUUUCGGCCUGGGCAAGUUCAAAAUAAAAUGGGUUUUGAUUUCCAUUGUAAAAAUAUGGUCCAAAACUUGUACAUCUCUCCGAAGUAUCUCCGUAUUUUCGAAGAGCGGCAUCUGUUGUACAUGCUGGCGAUUUUUUUUGGAGAAUAAAGCGAUUUGAGUCAGAGAAUUUUCGAUUCGAAGUGCUAUGCCGUUAGAUCGACGAUCGGAAAUCGUUAGCCUUUAUCAUGUUUCAUGUAUACUAGUAACAUCGAGUACAAAGUCUCGGAAAAUAUUAGUCCAACAAAGGAGGAAUAAAAGGAGAACACACACUGUCAAAUAGGCAAGUCAAUUUCAUUUUAAAAUUUAUAUUUUAUGACAUAUUUUUACUAUAAUAUACAUUACUAUAAUAUACAUUUAUACUAUAUUUAUAGUCUAUACUGACCCUUGCGAGAUUGGGCCGCCUGUGCUCGAACCGACUUGACCUCGUAGCUCAGUUGGUACAACAUUGGACUGAUAUCUAAAAGGUCGCGGGUUCGAUUCCCUCCGUAGUCAGGCAAACUUUUCAGCUUGCUCGGUGUGGAUACACACUCAGGGUAACACCACAAACAUCAUAUUCACCUGAGUAUACAUAACACCAACACAGAAAAAAUUGUUAGUAUAUAUGUACUGUAGCACAUAAACGCUGCGAAAUUUGAAUUUUAUCGCCAGAUUUCUCUAUAAUUAGGUAACCAUACACCAACCACAGCAGUACAGAACAAAAUACUGUAAAUGACCACACACUACAGAAACGGAGGUGGGAUGAAAAAUAUCCUGUUUUUUUCAGGAGUAAAAAUCCAAAGUGUCCCGAAGAUGGUGAAGAAUUGAGUAAAGAAAAAGUGAGUGCUUUUCAUUUGAACAUUUAUGGAAAACUUUAUUACAGCACAAACAUGGAAAAGGCAUACUUCUUUGGAGCAAAUGCUCUUCUUCAGGAGAUUUAAAAGGCUUCGAAGAUCUAGAUGAGACUCGCUGCUUUUUGUAGCAGAGUUACAAAUGCGAAUCAUACCAAUCAAAGUAACGAACGUACCCAUGGCAAAUUAAAGCAUAACCAACCUGGUUUUAUGCCUGCACGCAGGCUAACUGAUUAUAUAAACAAGCGAAAAUAUGAUAUAGCUAUGGUGAUUGUAUUUCUGAGAUGUAAAUGAAGGCAAUACGAGGUCAUGAGCUAGAUGGAAGAAAAUCGCUCAUUAACACCAUUCGGAUCAGCAGUAACAAGUUGGAAUGUGAGACGCAUUUCAUGAAUAUCGUUUUCACCAGUGAUUGGGUGGACGGCACAAUAAAAGUGCCUGGUAACACCUCUGCUGUGCAUCUUCUCCUUGAUAUCACGAAGAUGCUCAGAAAAUAUAUUAAAUGUGUUUUCCAUUGUGGGAUAUGCUCCACUAGACCUGAUCCUAACCAACAUGCAUAAGAACUAUAACUCAUCGAACGUUUAUCCAAUUAUUUGGUUUACCAGACCACAUUGUAGUUGCUGUAUCUCCUAAAGCAAAGGAACAUAAAACCAUAAUUAACUGCAAAAUGAAAUGGGAUGAUAUUUAAGCAGUAUAGAACAAACUGCAAAAUGAAAUGGGAUGAUAUUUAAGCAGUAUAGACUGAUCCUUGAUGUUCGCUUCCUUUUAGGUAUAGUAGUGAGAAAGUGUAGAAUGUAUAUCAUAGUGUAGUGCACAGAAUGGCAGAAAAACGAACUUGUACAGCUGGUGCCAUACUGUUUCAGCCUUUUAAGGACCACGCUGACCGACAUUUACUCUCAUCACCAUGUCCAUUUUUUAUGUAUAUCAAUAUUAAAAAAAAACUAACACGAACAAUGUUCGUGUUUUAAUAAUAUACAUAAAAAAUUUCUCAAUUCUGAUUGGCUAAGAGCAGUGCAAUUUUUUCGUAAAACAAUGCCAAAAAGUGAAAUACAGUGCCAAAAAAUGAAAUACAAGCCCCGUUUACACUACGCUCGAUUUUUGGUACGGCACGGAUAAAAUUGGUAUCCGUACUACUUUUUUGGUUUCAAAAACCUAGCAAAAUUAAGCCCCGUUUACAGUACGCUCGAUUUUUGGUAACGUACCAGUUUUUGGGUUCUUGAACUACCUACAUAGCUAGUCCAAGAACCAAAAAAGUGGUACGGGUACCAAUUUUAUCCGUGCCGUACCAAAAAUUGAGCGUAGUGUAAACGGGGCUACAGUGCCAAAAAGUGAAAUACAGUGCAAAAAGUGAAAAUAAUACAAAUUUCUUUCUGCAUAAUUUUUUCAAGUAUAUUAUUAAUAAUAUAUGAUUGACUGCAGUAUUUAUUUGUAUAGGUAAUAGUAUGGUUUCGAGUGGAAUUGGGAAAAACAUACACUUGUGAGUUUUUCAAAGACUUCAAAUUGCUUUUAAAAACUCACUCGUGCAUGUUUUUCCCAAAUUGCACUCGAAACCAUACUAUUAUACCUAUACAAAUAAAGACUGCAGUCAAUCAUAUCUACUUAGUCCCUUUAGUGUAUAUAUCUAAAUAGGAGAGCGAAAUGUUUUAACUCUUUCAGAUUUUCCGCGAUACUUUUACUAAACGCGAGCUUAAUGCUCUUCACUUGCAUUGUGCGAAUCCUGGUUGUUCUUGGCGUGGCACUUACGAGCAGCUGGAGGUGAGUUGAUGUAUGGUUGGAUAAGAGGGAGAGAAGGAGGGGGUGCCAGCAAAGACAUUAAUUAGAGAGGUUAGGAAGACAUGGAGAGAGCUAACGAAGUAAGGGAUAAAUGAGUGAGGCACGGAGAGGGGGGGGGGGAGGAAUGAAAGAGGGAGAUGAAAGGGAAAGGCCCUGGAUGGAGAAAAGGAAUGAAUUAAGAGACAUUGAGGUUAGGUUGAUAUGCUUACGUCACAUUCCAUAAUGAGUUAUCUUAAAAUUUAAAUUAUUUAUUCAAUCUUUGGGCACGGUUUACCGUAAUUAGGGUGGUUUCAGAUUAGAUUGAAUAAAUAUCUCUCCAAUUAUUACUGAUCAUUCAGAACUCGUAUCAUAUGCCCUUUAACGUAGUGACUACCUCGAAAUAUAGCAGUCGCCGUCCUGGGGCUGUUUCUUUCUGAAUUAUACGGUAGCUAAAUACCAGUGAAAAGCAAUAUACUCAUUUCCUGUAUUAGGGACAUUCUGAGGUUUGUGAACAUGCAUUGAUCAAAUGCGUCCAUUCCCAAUGCCAGAUGAAGUUACAACGCUCGGAUUUGGGCGAACAUUUAAAAAGCGAAUGUGAAUAUCGGCAUUUGAAAUGUGAGUAUUGUGGGCAAGAUGUCGCCUUUGCCUCAAUAAAGGUAAGUAAAAUAAAAGAUCUUAUAGAAAAUUAUGAUUUUAUCUUUAAUCACAAGAUAACUGGCCAAACUGAGGCCAUGUUCACACUAUCUGAGGAUAAACAACUGCCCCGCGACAAUUGAUUGACCCAGGGUACUGAUAUCUUCUGUUCACAAGAGGAAAGCUGGCGUGGGUCUUGCCUAUAAAUAAAUGACGGGGGAAUCUAAAAUAUUCCCACCAACGUGAAACAGUGAAAUGUAAUUUUUGGUUGUGUGUUUGAUGUUAUGUACUCUUAUGUAAUAUGAUGUUUCUAUGUUACUCUGAGUGUGUAUCCACACCGGGCAGGCUGAAAAAUUUACCUGGUCACGGGGGAAUCGAACCCGCGACCUUUAGAACACCAGUCCAAUACUCUGCCAUUUGAGCUACGAGUAGGUGAUAUUUCGGAACUGAGUCUUGUUCCUUCGAUACCAAUGUGUGAUCAUCAUCACAAGAACACAUUGGUAUCGAAGGAACUAGGCUCAGUUCCGAAAUAUCACCUACUCUUGGACUGGUAUCCCAAAGGUCACGGGUUCGAUUCCCACCGUGGUCAGGCAAAUUUUUCAGCCUGCCCGGUGUGAAUACACACUCAGAGUAAUAUCAGUGAAAUAUUGCUAGAAACCAUUCUGGCAAACGCAAGUCGUAUUUUAUAUUAGGAUGCUUACCAAUACAACAUAGUUGAUUGGUAGAUCUGAUCAAAUUUUUUGAGGAGCAUACUACAUUUCUUAGUUUCAAACAUGAUAUCAGCAACAAUUUUAUUUUAAUUUUAUUAGAAUCAUCACUUUUAGUGCUCUAUAAUGUAAGUCUAAUGUGCCCUAUAUGUAAGCUAAGCAACGAUUUAGGUCGCUUUACCACUAAAAUUCAAUUAUCCCAUGCAGACAAAGUUGCCCCGGGGCAGAGUGUUCACAUGAGGAAAAAGCGAGUGUUGCUGUCUACAGAGGCGAGUCACCUUGGUCAAUUCUUAUCCCGGGACAAGAAACAUAUCAUGUGAACAACUCUACUGUUUUAUUAAAGAGCCGAGACUAUUUUUGUCCCGCCACAAUUGCUUGCCCCCUUGCGUGUAGGUUAUAAGAAACAGUUCUUUGCGAAUUCAAAUCGGUUGCGACUACGAUAACAGUAAAACAUUUUUGAUAUGCUACAUCAAUUUGUGUCUACAACAACGGUUGUGUUGUAUAAGAUAUACAAACACGAGCCAAAAUAUAGCUUUUGAGUAGUCGUCUUGAUGAAAACGAUGUGUCAGAUCUACAAGCCCCUUCACAGUCGUGAUUUCUUUUUAUAUUUUCUUCGUAAACUAUUAACGAGAAUUACAUAUCCACAAGUCUCCCUUUGAAGUCAGUUUGACAAACUCGGCAAGUCAAGUCGUGUUAUGUAGUUGGCCUCAAGCCAGUUUACUCAAUUAUGCUCAUUCUUUGUCUAGGAACAUGUUGAUACGAGCUGUGAAGGUGCACCUGUGACUUGCAGAUACUGUAAGAAAGAUGUUUUGAGAAAAGAUAUAGAAAAACACGAGAGACGCGAUUGCGACGAGGUCCCGGCGACUUGCGAGUUUCAAGCUGUAGGGUGCAACCAUGAUAAGGUAAUAAUUUGUUGCUGCAUGUGUGUAGUGUCGGUAUACGUAUAGUGGUCAGUACAUGAAUUUUUCACUUUUGUGACCGGAGCACAAUUCCUGCAAUAGUUGCCAGAUGAUUCUCCCGAUAAUUCUGUUUCCUCUUGUAUUAAUUGAGUUAUAUAGUGCGAGCUGCUCGUGCCAUAGACUAAUUAAGAGUAAACUUUGAGGUAGAACAUUCAUAUAGAGGCGAUUGAUGAUGGUUUACGAUAAAUCGUUGUUCGAUCUACUAGUCACAUCGAGAUAUCAGUUAUCCUUAUAUUCAUCAUUCGCUUCUGUUUGCUCGUUCUGCUCUAUGUUAUAACUAGUGUUCAUGCUUUAUGCAGUGGACUAUUUUAGGCGCCUUGCAUGGGACUUGUCGUCUCGUUGGCAUUAUCCCUUUUGGGCCGUUGAAUAGUUUAUGUUAACGUUAAUUGUGGUCCAAUAAACUUGUUAAAAUUAGAUUAAAAGUUAUAGGGUGUCCCUUCGCCUUAUUGAAGCUCUAGAAAGAACAGUUUAGGACUGAUAGAGCUAUCCAGUAUAAGUAAAGUUAGUUUAGUUCAGUUUUCCGCGAGUAUAAUAACACUAAAAAGUAAAAUUUACCUUAAUUGACCCGCACCACCCGCCUUACCACUCCUCUUUUCUAUAAAAUAAACUUAGUUUAAGUUUCCUCCUGUACUGUUGAACACGUGGCGCUCAACCGAUAAGUGGAAGACCCUUAUACUGGGCCUUUAGGAGGAACAGUUUAGAACUAUCAAGUAGAAAUAGAAUUUUGUUUGCUGUUGUUGUAUCUGAUUUUUAAAAGUACGCGUCCUUGGUUGUAGAGAUGAGCUAUACAACAAAUAAAAUAUACUCAAAAGCAUAGAUGAGCAAGUGCUCAAUAGUCUUCUAUAAAUUCUUAUUCACCAAUCAUCUUUAAUGCAAUUUAUAGACUUUGAAACGAAAGGAAUUACGCCAACAUUUGUUCGAUAAAUUAAUAGAUCAUGUCAGGUUACUAUUGCAGUAUAUUUUGACCAUCGCUUCCCAGCUGAGCAACUAUAUCCCACGUCCGGAAUUUACAGGGAUCAUGCAGAAAAUUCGCGACGACAUCACCGAGGUUCGCUCUGGCUUAGCCGAAAAAUUUGUUAUGGUUGUUGGAAAGUUAACUGGCUUGGAAAGACGGAUUGAAGGUUUGGAGUCAAGUGGUGGGGGUGAUACAGGAAGGAUUAGAAAUGAAUUGCAGGAACUGAAGAGUAAAACUAGAGACCUUACUACUGAAUGCGACAACUUGCGUGAACGGAAUAUGAGUUUAGAGCGAGAAGUGAGAGAUAAGGUCUCAAUUAUUGAUCGUUUGCGAAGUAGGAUGGAUCAAAUGGAUGAGUCUCUUGCUCUGAAUACAGUCAAAAUUACCGAUCUGGAAUCCCAAAGAGGUCCGCGUGCACAACAAGCUAUCCAUAGUUAUAAUGGCACUUUACUGUGGAAGAUUGAAAGCUACCAGAGAAAACGGCAAGAUGCCAUCAAUGGAGUGAAGACGGCCUUGUACAGUCAACCUUUCUACAGCGCUCAGUAUGGUUACAAGAUGUGUGCUAAAAUUUACAUGAAUGGAGAUGGUUUUGGAAAAGGAUCACAUUUGUCGCUGUUUUUUGUUGUGAUGAGAGGUGAGUUGAAUGAUUUGUUUAUAACGAAUUUCUGGUGAAUUUUGUUUCCGGAAAACACAACGAUUAUUUAUUUGUUUAUAGCAAAGAGUUUGACCCGUAAGCCGGGGUAUUCUUCAAUGUAAAUAAGUAGUGAAUAUCGCUUCUAAUGCCUGUUUUCCUUCAAAACUUCUGGGCCAUUUGCAUAAAUGUAAAAAUUAGUCCAAAAAUGGGUGACUGGUGGUUGGUCUGGAGAGCAGUGGUCUAAAACCGUGGAAAUUCAUUCAUUGAAACAUUCUGCAUGAUCACUGGAUUGUGACUGGAUGGCAUUAUAAGUUUAUGCAAAGGGCCCAUUGUAGUAUAUCACAAUUAUCACAAUAAUGUUUAUCACAAAAAUUUAAGGUGACUAUGAUGCUCUUCAAACCUGGCCAUUUCAAAAGAAGAUUACAAUGAUGCUGUUGGAUCAAGGCAAUGGAGAUCACAUGAUUGAUGCGUUUAAUUCAGAUCCUCAAAGUUCUUCGUUUCAACGUCCGAAGUCUGAUAUGAAUAUCGCUUCAGGUUCCCCGCUCUUUAUGCCUCUUGAUAGCUUGAAUAACCGUCAGUACAUCAAGGAUGAUGUCAUGUUUAUUAAGAUUAUCGUCGACUGA
This is a messenger RNA of Paramuricea clavata, 8392 nucleotides long. Lineage: Eukaryota; Metazoa; Cnidaria; Anthozoa; Malacalcyonacea; Plexauridae. The record is from the annotation of a GenBank genome assembly.